Antechinus flavipes (yellow-footed antechinus) is the source of this 2286-nucleotide messenger RNA. It is a transcript of the gene PPCDC, whose product is annotated as phosphopantothenoylcysteine decarboxylase. NCBI's taxonomy places the organism in Eukaryota, Metazoa, Chordata, Mammalia, Dasyuromorphia, Dasyuridae. The transcript is spliced from 6 exons. Gene Ontology annotation, biological process: coenzyme A biosynthetic process. The record is from RefSeq and is a predicted model, not a curated record. Gene Ontology annotation, cellular component: phosphopantothenoylcysteine decarboxylase complex. The coding region runs from base 161 to 826 and encodes 221 amino acids. Gene Ontology annotation, molecular function: FMN binding; phosphopantothenoylcysteine decarboxylase activity.
GGCGUCUUGUAGGAUCCCAGCUGUUUGAGCUGGAACGGGCCUUUGAGAUUAUAGUUAUCUUACAGUGGAGGAAACUGAGGCCCAGAGAGAGGAAAUGAGUCACUCACGGAGCGGAAGUCCUCAGUGGGAGGGGUCCUGAACACAGCUGCCAAGUCACCCCAUGAUGUCCAGGACGUGUGGUUCUCCAGGGCCUGAUGCUGGGGCAGCCUGUUCAGAGUCAGUGCCUGAAUCAGGAACAGCUAUCUCAUCAUUGAAAAAGAACAUCCACAUUCUCGUGGGAGUCACGGGCAGUGUGGCCGCCUUAAAGCUGCCUCUUCUGGUCUCUGGCCUUUUAGAGAUUCCAGGGUUGGAAGUAUCGGUGGUGACCACGGAGAGAGCCAAACAUUUCUACAAGUCUUGCGAUGUUCCUGUCACCAUCUAUAGUGAUGCUGACGAGUGGGAGAUGUGGAAGAGUCUCUCUGACCCCGUCCUGCACAUUGACCUUCGGAGAUGGGCGGACAUGCUGGUAGUCGCCCCUCUUGAUGCCAACACGCUGGGAAAGGUGGCCAGCGGCAUCUGUGACAAUUUGUUGACUUCAGUCAUCCGGGCCUGGGACCGAACAAAGCCCCUCCUCUUCUGCCCAGCCAUGAACACCGCCAUGUGGGAGCAUCCUGUCACAGCCCAGCAUGUGGAGCAGCUGAAGGGCUUUGGCUACAUCGAGAUCCCCUGCGUGGCUAAGAAACUUGCCUGUGGAGAUGAAGGUUUGGGGGCCAUGGCUGAAGUUUGUACGAUUUUAGGGAAAGUGAAAGAAAUCCUUUUGGAACAGGACUUGCUACACCAGAGUUGAUCCAAGAAAUGGCCCCCCUGCACCAACCUGUUUUCCACAGAGAAGAAGCACGUGCACUGACAAAGACUCUACAGGAGGGUCCAGUACUGGGGGGAGUCCUGACUAAGCCCCUGAGUGCACUGUCAUAUCCAGGCCAUAUGCAAUCUGGAAGAAGCCAGGAUGAUGAGGAAACUCCCUCCUUCUCAGGCUCAGGUCUGAUCUGGGGCCACCCUGGAGUGUUGUACACCUUCCCAGGAACAAAGGAGCCACCCAGGACAGAGGAGCAGGGAUCCAUUUGGCUUUCUUUUGGGGGUUCUUAUGGGACUGCAAUGGUGGUCCUCGCCAGCCUCCCUCCCCUAAUACUGCCUCUGUGCAAGAAAAUCAGGUUCUCUAAUGGAGGUUUGGAUUGUUUUCAUGGAAAGUGGAAAGGCUGAUGUCCAUUGCAGUGUUUUAUAUACUUUGGAAGAUUGAGAAAUUGAGAUAAAAGAAUUAUGUGCAUCAUGUAGGAACUAAUUUUAGCCUCAUUUUUGGCUAGAGAUCCACAACGCUAUUGGAACCCCUGCUAUUGGGUUGAUAUCUUGUUUCACAGCCUGAGGACCCAGACCCCUUUUGAGAUCAGGGAACACAAUGUUUCUGCUCUUAUCUUGCUUCUCUCCUUUGAAACCAGAAAUCAUGUCUUCCACCUCCCUAUCGCCCCAUGGUGCCAUCAUGGUGCCUCCAUUUAACGUGUAUUCAGUAAAUGUUUUUUUAAUUACUUAAUUGGAAUAUGACAAACCAUCCUUUCCUAGAGGAGCAGCCUCACUUUGAAAGUCUGCAAAUAUGGCGCUACCUGAUAAACUCUGGCCUGAGGGAAGGCUGGCUUGGUAGGCAGACAUUCUUAUUGCCUAGGACAGUGGCCCUCUCAUGUCUCCAGCAAAAUGGUCCUUGUAUUCAGCUGUACUACCCUUUAGGAAGAGAUUUGGAAAAGUAAAAGGGGUGGGGAUGGUGAAAAACAGAGAAAGAAAAUCUUUGGGUGAGGAUUGAAUUCCUCACCAACUUUGCACAGGUUUCCCUGUGCCCUCGAAUGUUCAGGAGUGCCAUGCAUGGGAUUCAGCCCAUUGCAUGGAGGAAUAGAGCCCAGGACUCCCACACUGGGGUCCUCCCUAUUCGCCAUUCCUUCUGCAUCACUCUCUGGAAGCCCCCAGUUUGUGUGAAGGCCUCCACACCUCCCCAGCUGGCAAACUUGGGAUUCUGCUUUUGGUCCCUACCCCACGGGGAAGGUCUUGUUCUCCUCCCUCUCCUCUGAAGUUUACACUGGCUUCCCACUUCUAGUCCCAGAGGUGGCGGCUAUGGGGACCGUACCAGAAGGUUCAGGAACAAGAUUUGUGGGCCAAGAGGCCUCAUCCCUGAGUGGUCACGUGGGGAAAUCAGCACUGUCCACAGCGGUCUGCCCUUUUCAACCUCUUACUUCUUUGCUUAAUAAAAUUGUACCAGUGGAGUAA